Molecule: messenger RNA, 1536 nt
Organism: Tuber melanosporum (Perigord truffle)
Lineage: Eukaryota; Fungi; Ascomycota; Pezizomycetes; Pezizales; Tuberaceae
Exons: 5
Coding region: 214-555 (113 amino acids)
Source: RefSeq, a predicted model, not a curated record
UGGGGGAGAAGGAUACUCUACGAGUACCGUACGAACUCCCCUGGAGAGAUUCCCCUUGGGUUAUACACCACACGAGCCACCCGCCUGCCAAUGGCAUCAAUAACCGUAAGCAUUGCCUUCCCAUUUCUGCUGCUGCCGGCACCCAGGAUCCGCGGGCGGGAACGAUAGUACAGCAGAGAAUUUGCCCCAGGAUACACUUGUACCACUCCUCAGAUGGCGAAUAGGGAUCCUAAUUUUUGGCAAUUGUUUCCCUCCACCCCCAACGUCAGAACUAACGGAAGGAAGCGAAACCAUCAGCUGCAAUUGGCCUCCUUCGAGUCGCUGGCAAGUAUUUACUGCAAUGUUUAUCCACUGCAGUAUUCCGCACACCACUAUCAGGUCGCCUCAAUGGACGGGGGUGAGCCGAGCACAUGGAGGUGCUUCGUGGUGCUUCAUGGUGUGGUUCCUAUUAUGUUUUGGGAGAUUGGUCAGUCCAUGUUCUGCUGGCAAGGUCGUGGGGUCUGGUUCGGUGGUUCGAUAACCCGGAAACCAAAGCAGUUGGUUUUUUGUCUUUAAAUCCUUUGAAGGGCUCGGUCACUCGCCAGUCAGAACCCGUCCGGGUUGGAUAGUGAAGGGCCCUAGCAUCCAUAUUAAGGCACAGUCGCAAUGGAGCCGCUAAAAAACACUGGUCCUAAAGACCAUAAUAAUAUUAUUAUUAUGAUGGAACUACUUGGGCCACCAAUGAGGCAAGGCAACUUGAAUACCCUUAUCAACACCUGAUAAGGGACAAAUUAUUCUAUAAAUUGCCAUUCUCAUAUUCUAUAUCUUCCCCCAUCCAUCAUUGUUCAUCCACCACCAUUCAUCCACUACCACUAUCAUAGACGAUAAUCUCUGAACCCCUUCCCAUGGACAAUAUAUCCUCCUUUGGAUAUGUCCCCUCCUCCAUAUGCAUCUCUGCCUCUAUGGGAGUUAUUAUGAUCGCUUUAUUGGGCUUGCCACCUGAUCUAGCAGGGUCAGCAUUCAUAGCUGGCCCUCUAGAUCAGGGACGGCGCCCAGUGGGUGGGUGGAUCACCACUCAUUCCACCCCUACAAGAUUGGUAAAUAUCCUGACCAAAAUAGCAUUUCCCUUCCAAGUAAGAGGUGUUUUUUUUCUUUUUCUUUUUCUUUCAAUUAAGUCAGUAUAAAGGCACCAUUGAUAUGCCAGCCUUGGUACCAGUUCGGGAGACUGUAUCAAAGUUAGACGGGAUUUGGGGCCAUCCUUGGUGCAGGUGACUAUUAGGGUCAAAGGGGACCUUGUGCCAGUGCCCCCCCUGCGCUGACCCUUUGUCGAGGAGAAAUCCUCUGAAAAUUGUGAUAUCAGUGCGGGGUCGUUAUGACCGAUGCAACUGGAAGGGGAUAGGAGUAGUAGGACUAAUAAAUAAUAUGGUCAUUUCUUAGUGUUAGCGUCCACAAUGGUGAACUCCUGUGAGUGGGAGGUAGUGAUGGGCUGACAGGCGUGGUUUAGAGGAUUUAGCAAGAUUUAAUGUAUGGUAUUUAUUUUGAGGAUUAUUUUGUAAA